Messenger RNA from Zea mays, 2964 nucleotides. Its product is annotated as putative calcium-dependent lipid-binding (CaLB domain) family protein. The coding region runs from base 280 to 1278 and encodes 332 amino acids. NCBI's taxonomy places the organism in Eukaryota, Viridiplantae, Streptophyta, Magnoliopsida, Poales, Poaceae. The transcript has 9 exons. Gene Ontology annotation, molecular function: GTPase activator activity; phospholipid binding. The record is from RefSeq and is a predicted model, not a curated record.
ACCAAGGUUGCAGGUUGGCUACAGAAAUAGGAGAAGAAUAGUAUGUGAGCCCCAUAUAAUCCUCCCCACGUCGUCGUGCUCGUUUUGCGCGUCAACCAGCCCGCCCCCCAACCCCACCCAGCGCGACGAAGCCGGGGGGCGAUCGCUCCAGCGCCGCCGCGCCAGCGACCUCACCCCCCGGGAGCCGCCGGCGGUACCCCCCUCCCUAUCACGCCUCAUCGAAUCCUCAGAUCUAAGUUUUUUUUGGUUUUGUGAGUUAUCCAAAGUUGGACCGCAAAGAUGAGUACUGCUAAUCACUAUCAGCACAUCAAGUCAACCAAGCCUGUUGUAGGCAAAGCAAGAAAAUUGAAGGAUCUCAUGAUAAAAAGUGAUAAUAGGAUAUGCGCUGACUGUGGUGCACCUGAUCCCAAAUGGGCAUCUACUAAUAUUGGAGUGUUUCUUUGCUUAAAAUGUGGAGAUGUUCAUAGGGCACUUGGACCUGACAUUUCAAAGGUUUUAUCUGUAACUUUGGAUGAUUGGUCUGACAGUGAUAUCGACUCCAUGGUUGAGGUUGGUGGAAACUCAUAUGCAAAUUCAAUUUAUGAGGCUUUUCUUCCAAAAGAUCACCCAAAACCCAAACCAGAUUCAACGAUGGAAUAUAGGACGAAAUUUAUAAGAGCUAAGUAUGAGACACAAGAUUUUUUGAAGCCAAGUUUGCGCAUUUCAUCAAGAUCAUCUUUUAAAUCUACCAAUUCUGUGAAGAGUGUAGAUAGCAAUUUCUCUAGCACUUCAAGGAAGGAUAUCUCUGAAGAUACAAGAGAAUUUGUUGGAGAGCUGAAUAUUACAGUCGUGAAAGGUACUAACUUGGCCGUUAGAGACAUGCUAACAAGUGAUCCAUAUGUUGUUUUAACACUCGGAGGGCAGAAAGCUCAAUCGACAGUUAAAAAAAGUGAUCUUAAUCCGGUAUGGAAUGAAAUGCUUAAGAUUUCUGUUCCUCGAAAUUACGGACCUCUAAAACUUGAAGUGUAUGACCAUGAUACGUUCUCAGCCGAUGAUAUCAUGGGUGAAGCAGAGAUAGAUCUCCAACCAAUGAUCACAGCCGCCAUGGCCUUUGGAGAUACUUCACGUCUUGGUGACAUGCAAAUUGGGCGGUGGUUCACGACCAAAGACAACGCCCUGAUGAAAGAUAGCACAGUGAAUGUCGUUGCAGGCAAGGUAAAACAGGAGGUGCACUUAAAGCUGCAGAACGUAGAAUCUGGUGAGCUGGAGUUAGAGCUAGAAUGGGUUCCGAUCCUCUAGACUAUGAUAACUCCCCUGAUCCUUUUGUCUAAAAAACUAUCCUCAAGAUGCAUCAAAAUUUUCAAGCUGUCCACUUUGAUGAUCUUGGACAUUUUUGCUGGAUGGCUUGAAUUUGUUAAAAAAAUGUCAUUGUUAAAUAUCCUGGUGUAACUGUCAGCUAUAAUCACAGCCUUUCAUUUUCCCCCCUUUGGUUGUCAUGCCUUGUAACUACUCGCCGUCUCUUGAUUGUUGUUGUAUUGUCCCAUUGAAAGGACAUGUGUAUUAUAAGAGAUGGGCAAUUAUAGCUAGUGAACUCUUUAUGCUGAUUCCUUUUUGGCGCGCGCUGCAGUAGCUAUCGUGUUAUUGGUUUUCCCGGAGCUUUCUCUAGCCGUGUCUUGUCCGCUCAGCUUUGUCGUUGGAGAUGCUGCUGCACCGGUUUCUGAAAAGUGACAUUUUGCUGACACUUUAUUCUUACCAUUCAUCGAUAAUACUUGUAUGGUAUGUAAAAUAAUACUCGUUCCGUUCUUUUUUAUUUGUCGUCAUUUAGUUUAAAAAUAAAGACGACAAAUAUUCGAGAACGGAGGUUGUAUAACGCAUUGUGUGGAACAUGUUGCUUCAGUUUCAUCAGGAAAAAAAAGUCGUUGCAAUCUGAUGCUCCCUGUGGCGGAACACGUUGCGUGAAUCAGGUCACGAACGCAGUUCGUCGUGUUUGCUUCGCACCGAUGCGACGAAUGCCUCGGUGGCGAAAGACCCGGGACCUAAACGCCAUUUUGGUGGUCUCGCACUCCGGGCUCAAGCGGCGGCGACACCCAUUUUAGUCCCUGAAACUGAAACCCGCCUGCACCCAAACUACAAGCAUUAGCCGCCUGCACAAUUUUCUGCACGAGCUGCGCUGCCAACUAGCUUUGUCCACCAAAGAUCCUCGCAUUCCUAUUGUCCUAUCCAAUGUGAUGUCCAGUGCACACCUAUGUGCAGCCCUCUCUUCAGUUCAAUGUAACUCAUGUCCAAUUCAUUACCGGACACGUCUGGUGCUGUUGUGCAACCAAUUAUUUCGUUUCUUUGUGUUUUUAGAUCUUCAAUAAGUAUUUUUAAAGUAUUGUUUGAGCUGUUGAUCUUAUCCAUUAUCAUUUUGCCUUUGUUCAAGCCCACGUUGCAACUUUUAAACUAUAACCAAAAACACUAGCAGGCAUUGAUAGUUCAACUGGUUAUGUUAAUUAUCAAACACCAAAACUCAUUUGUUAAAUAGACCUUGGUCCAUUUUCUUACAGUAUUUAUCAAACAUCAGUAAAAUGUCUGUAACUAUGGCAUGCAUAUUUGAGCAAUAGACACUUAGAAGUUGUGAGUCAGAACCAUCAUCAGAAAAUUGUAGCAGCUACCAACAGCUCCACAAUUCAACAUCAGAGUCAUGUGAAAUUUGACUAUUUCAGUAGCAUGUAUAUCAAUUGACUAAAUAGUCAGCAAGAUUUCACUUCGUAAAAGAAUCAGCCGUAUUGGUGUUACUAUUAACGAACAGCGAGCAUCACAGCUAAUGUGGCACCCAUGUUACAAUAUAACCUUCCCAGAAUAGUAACGAACUGUAAAUGAAUAGCUUCAUUUUCAUAUUGAAUAGAUCUCAAGUGUUCCAAAACCAAAGGCUGCUCACAAAUGCCCAGAGCAAGCAAAACUGAAUGGUAUUACAAAGUGCAAUAAACAUAGCUGAAGAACUUA